AGGGAAGGCAACGAUGACGUGAUGACGUCAUGAUGACGUGACCCUGACAUGGAUCAGGAGGAUUUCUGGUACCGACUGGCAGCUGCCUACGUCACGGAUGCCUUAGAAGGGCGCCACCAUGCGGUCGGACUUGGAACGAAAAUUCUGCUGGGAAAGACACACGCUGCCAGAUGUCUGAUGGUGCAGUGCCACCCCCUCUGCACGGGGGCGCUGUUGCUGACGAUCGUGUUCCACUGCGCGCUGUCCCACUGGGAGCCUGCGCAGAUGGUGGCAGCUAGUGCGCAGCUGCGGCCCUGGGUGCUGUGGGGCGGGGUCGGCUGCACGGCCGUCUAUUGGUUGGACACAUUUCUGACGAUGGCUCACAUGACGCCGCGUGGGUUCUUCAGGCUUCCGCACAACAUCUUACACGUCAUCCUUCUGGUCCUGCUGACGUCAGACUACGUCAUCUACACUCUCAGUGGUCGGCUGAUAUUCCGAUGCCUGCGCCCAUUUCUCUGGCUGCUGAGGGACAGGACCACAAGGGGCGUUGUCAUGGUGAUGGCCGGCAUCACCCCUGACCUACUGAAGUUCCUGUUGCUGACGUCACUCUGCGCACUGUGGCUGGCGGCGGUCGGGAUUCACCUGUUGUCUGGGAUCUUCCAUUCACCCGAUGGGCAGUUCUAUGAGGGAUCGUAUGAGGGCGCUUAUGAUCACAUCUUCAUGGCGUUCCUGAGAACAUUCAUACUCCUGGCAGGCGGUGACUAUCCAAGUCUCAUGAUCGAGGCCUACAAGACUGAAAACACGACACUGCUGUAUUUUGACACCGUGGUCUACAUAGGACAGUUCUUCGCUUUCGCCCUGCUGGUCGCCCAGAUCUACGAUUCCUACAAGUUUGCCAACAAGAAAAGAAUAAAAGUGGAGCGUCUAGAGGAGAGACAGUGUCUAGUAAAAGCAUUUGACGCCAUUGACUUUGCCAAGAUCGGGGUUAUAUCAUAUCAACAGUGGAGAAGAUUACACAAAGAAUUGGAUCAAAGAGCCACAGAAGUGGAAACUAUGGGAAGAUUUAAGAAAUUCAAGGAGCUGGCGGGCCAGGAUGUGAGCCCUGGGAACAAGACUUCAGACAGUGGGGACGAGGCGUUGACGUUGGUGGAGUUCCUCUUCCUUCCCGACGUGCUUCAGUUCACAGUGGAAAAGAAACGACGAAAGGAACUUUUCGGGAGACGAAACAGCUGCCUCAUAAGACUUCAAAACAUUCUGAAUGGCAGGGCGGUUUUCUGGAUCUCUACGCUGCUGAACCUGCUGUUCCUCCUGUCCUUCGCCGUGGUUUGGCGCGGGAUGCCCAGAAUCGUCGCAGAGAUCAUAUUCUGGUUGAAUGGGUGCCUGCUGGCUCUGAUGCUGAUGCUGUCGAUUCUUCAGAUUGCAGCGUUCAGACGAGAUAUCAGCCGAGAAAAUGUGGUCGCCAUGGUGAUGGAGCUGCUCACCAUUGGCUGCCACGUCUCCAUGGCGACAGUGCGGGAGGAGAAGAUGCUGAGAAACUGGGCCCGGAUUGCGGCUUUCCUGUGUAUGCUCGUCAGACAGGGCGUGGUGUGGAUCCCGCUGUCCACGUGGUUCCACUGGGCCCGCAGGAUAGCCUUACCUUACGUCAUCCUGACGUUACUCACCUACGUCAUCAUGUACGUCACCGCCGUCAUCGGGACGGAGCUCUUCGCAUCAGUCUCGGGGUUCCAGCCACCGCGGGGGUUCCAGGACUUUGACACCGCCAUGCUGACGCUGUUUCAGAUCCUGAUGGGGUCCGGUUGGGACAGCAUGAUGCAGACCGUUGCCAUGGAGACCUCGUACUGGGCAUGCGCGUACUUCCUGCUGUACUUCACGCUGAUCCACCUGCUGGUCGUCAACGUCGCCAUGGCAAUCAUGGUGGACCUGGUGUCCAUCAUACAGGCUGACGAGAGCGAGGCUGGAGGUUCAGCAGACGAAGAAGAGGCGGAAAAGGAAGAAGAAGAUGGCGACAAAAUGUCACUUUCUUACAAGAUGUCGCUGUCGAGCCUGGACCUGUCCCUGCCCAUGUCUAUCCUCAUGCCCGCCCUCGGGUCACACGUCACCGGUUCCCAUGGCAACAGCCCGACAGACGACGGUCCUCAGGACCCCUCGUCACCAGGGGCAACGGUAACGUCACGUGAUGAGCCGGUACAGGAGGCAGUCCACCUGUCAGGAAGAAAGAGUUUAGGCAACUGGAGGCGGGAGUUGCUAGGCGACAUCACGGUGCUGAACGCUGAGGAGCUGCGCCGCCUGUCGGAACUGAGCAAAUCUGCAGCCAGGCUGCGCACACAAGCACGGACGCAGCUGAGGCGGCGAAUCUCCUCCACUCUGCGCGUCAUGGACCUGGAGGAGGAGGAAGAAGAGGAGACUGUGUAGUGGUGACACCUAGCGAUUUGAUCGCAAUCGUCAUCGCGGAGCUGAAUCUUGUUUCACGAACAUUGAAUACAAGAGAAAGACUAUGUUAGACGGUGGUAACUUAAAAAAAGUUGCGGACAAUCCGUGUUUCCAUGUUACUUAAUAAAUCAAUGACUGGUAUUCACUUAA
Molecule: messenger RNA, 2559 nt
Organism: Branchiostoma floridae (Florida lancelet)
Lineage: Eukaryota; Metazoa; Chordata; Leptocardii; Amphioxiformes; Branchiostomatidae
Product: two pore calcium channel protein 1-like
Exons: 23
Coding region: 49-2391 (780 amino acids)
Biological process (GO): monoatomic ion transport; transmembrane transport
Cellular component (GO): membrane
Molecular function (GO): monoatomic ion channel activity
Source: RefSeq, a predicted model, not a curated record